AUGGAUACCAUCUUGGUCUUCAGCCUAAUCAUUACAUCCUAUGAUGCCAACAAGAAAGAACUCAGAGAUAGCCAUUGUCAAGUGGAACAGCUCCCUGGGCUCUUCUCAACGGGUAUGAGAAGCACCAGGGAUGUGCUAAUGUCAGAAGCUCAAGCAGAAGACAACAGGUCCACCUUCGUCCAAAUUCUGACUGUGGCUACCCUGCAGUGCCUUGCCUCUGGGAGCAAAGUAAAAGUCAGCCUUGAAUAUUCAGAGAAAAGGCCAAAGGUCAAGCAUACUCUAAAGAACCUGCGAGUUAUUGCUGCUCCCCAUAGAAACAGCACUGCUUUCCCAAGCUGUCACCUAACCCCCACAUCCAACUUUCAGAACGGAUCUCUUCUAACAGGCAAAGCUUUUUUACCAGGGAUCUUCCAAUGUAAGGUCUACCCAGCAAUGAGGACUUCAUUAGAGGCUUUUCCCACCACUACCACCUCCAUAACUCCAGGGAAUAAAGAAGGAGAGAAAACUACAAGUAUUGAUGAUUUUUCUACCCCUUUGAAACAAGACACAGAUGAAAAUCUAGAGAAGAGGCAAAAAUGGAGCAUUGUGGUCAAAUUUCUGAUUGCUGGCACUCUGUUGUUCAGUGGAAUCGCUAUUACAGUGUUUGUCAUUUUUGAAGUUCCAUGUCCUUGUCAAUGCCUAAGAACCAGAGAACUAUGCCAAUGCCGGCGAUUGUGGGGAAGGCAAAGGAAGGAAGGCCAACAACCUGAGGCAGCUGAAUCCCAGCCUCACUCUCAGCCAGAGAAGGAAAGUGUUGGACAAAAUGCUCCCAACUCAAACUCAAUGAAAGCUGCCGGAAUCACUGUUAUCCACCAGACAUACUUCUGAGAAGUUCUGCUCUGUCUCACACACUGCAUGAUGGAUACUAUACUGUCUUCUCACUAUUAUUAAUCAAGAUGGGCAGAUUCUUGCCAUUUCUGCACUCGUAUCUUCAGCAGGAACAUUGCAAUCAAUCAGUAAUGCCAGGCCAAUGAAGGGGGAGCCUAGGCUUAUCAAUCAAUUAUCCUCAUGCCACUGGUACUGACUGAGUCACAAGCCUCUGAGAUUCACUUUGUACUUCCAUAAAAGUGGAUAUCUUCUCAUCCCAUCAAGUGAAAACAGAAAGUCUUCCCUAAAAGGUUUAAACACAGCCUCCAAGGAAUGGCGAAGAGCAGCCACAAGUGUGGCACAGUUCACCAACUCCUCUGUUAUCUUCACGGGUGACUUCAUGCUCACUGACUCUCAACUGGCUUAGGGUGGUGGUUCUGUUUUCCCAAGGUUUUAUGAUUGAGCCUCUGCCACCACAAGUAGCUAUGAACACACUGAUGAUGAAGGGAAUGUGAAUUUAAGCAUUCCAAGGUGUUAGAGACUGCAUAUCAUAGGACCCAUAUGAGGUCUCCUGAUAAUGCAGAGUUCCUAAAGUGGCCCUGAUAUUGUACCCUACCAUAGAGUGAGCAGUGUACAUUCUGAAUAAGGUCACGGGGGCAAUGAUUAUCAUAAUCAUUCUCAAGGAGGUACAGCUAUAAGUCAAGUCUGACCUGCUUAAGUAAGAGUUUGGUAAGAAAGUGGAAAGAGAUUAUGCCAAAGCAGGAUUUAGGUAAAAAGGGAAUGUUGGGGGCAGAUAAAACUGUUACCCUGCCUUUUUUCAUAAAAGGCUGAAACCAUUCUAUUUUGUUGUGGUGAAAUGUGCCUGUUUCUAAAUAAUUCUGUUUUCUUAGUUCUCUGAUAAAAACCAUAUACUAAUUGUAGUUUUCUUUUACUUCAAAUAUUGUCCAAAAAAUAAUGAUUCUCAAAACUGUACCAACAGAGGAAUAUAUCUUGCCAUAAACCCUGAAUUAAUAUUCAAGCAAGUCUGGAAAAGAUGGAACAGAAAUAAAGCAUGAUUGAUGGUAGUUUUCAAGGAAGCCCUAGAGACCCUUUAGGCAUCCUAAAGUCCAUGGAGCCUUGAAAAUACAGCAGGUGAAGACAACAGAGCACUGGGGCUUGCACUUGAAUAAAUGAGUAUAUGAUUUGCACACUUCCACUGAUUCACAUCACCUCCAGUUUAUCCUGCAACCUGUGGUUCAGUCUGACCAUGAAAUAGGAAAAACAAAACAAACAAAAAACAAAAACUUGUUCCUUCCCAAGACCAUGAGGGAGGAUGAUAAGAAGCAUUCUAUACUUAGAAGCUCUUGGUCUAGAAUUGAUGCCUACAUUCAUCCCCACCCUCCCAGCCUCAUCCA
Myotis myotis is the source of this 2240-nucleotide messenger RNA. It is a transcript of the gene CUNH17orf78, whose product is annotated as chromosome unknown C17orf78 homolog. Bases 1 to 867 code for a protein of 288 amino acids. The record is from RefSeq and is a predicted model, not a curated record. Lineage: Eukaryota; Metazoa; Chordata; Mammalia; Chiroptera; Vespertilionidae. The transcript is spliced from 7 exons.